Messenger RNA from Recurvomyces mirabilis, 642 nucleotides. RefSeq lists its product as uncharacterized. The record is from RefSeq and is a predicted model, not a curated record. Gene Ontology annotation, molecular function: recombinase activator activity; double-stranded DNA binding. Gene Ontology annotation, biological process: meiotic strand invasion involved in reciprocal meiotic recombination; meiotic joint molecule formation; homologous chromosome pairing at meiosis. NCBI's taxonomy places the organism in Eukaryota, Fungi, Ascomycota, Dothideomycetes, Mycosphaerellales, Teratosphaeriaceae. The transcript has 2 exons. The coding region runs from base 1 to 642 and encodes 213 amino acids. Gene Ontology annotation, cellular component: condensed nuclear chromosome; DNA recombinase auxiliary factor complex.
AUGGCUCCGACAAAGAAAGACGCGGAGAAGGAAGCGAAGCUGACACCAGAGCAAUCCGCGACCAUGAUACUAGACUACCUACGCAAGCAGAACCGGCCAUACAGUGCUACAGACAUAAGCACGAACCUCAAGAAUCGCGUCACGAAGGCGGCUGCUGCUAAGCUGCUCAAGGACAUGCAUGAGAGGAACGAGAUUGAGGGUCGCGCCGCCGGCAAGCAGCUCGUCUAUCAUGCUAUCCAGGACGCAGCAGACGAGGCCGGGCUGGAGAGGCUUCAGGAGAUGGACAUCGAGACCACGCGCUUACGGGAAGAGACCAUCGCGAUGAAGGCUGAGGAGAAGGAGCUUCGGGCCGCACUUCGCGAGGGAGCGUCCCAGGUGCCUUUGUCAGACCUCAGGAGCUCGGUGGUCUCGCUUGAGCAGGAGAAGGUAGAUUUGACAGCACGCUUGGCCAAGCUCCAGAGCGGCAACGUCAAGCCCGUGAGCGCCGAAGAGCGGAACAAGACCAAUGCGGAGCACAAGAAAUGGCAGAAGAUUGCGAGUGACCGUAGAAAGAUCCGUAACGAGAUGUGGGCGGAGAUCGCUGGUAUGGUGGAGAGGGAGAAGAUGGAGGAUAUCAAGGAAGCUCUGGAUCUUAGCUUGUGA